GCGUCCUGAAAUAUUUAUUGACGUUUUCUUUAAAUAAAAUUGACGUCACCGUUUUGAAUUGAUUUACCGCGUGCCUUCCACAUUAACACUAUUAAGUAGUGCAUUUGUCAGUUUCAAUUCAUGGUGGCGCGCAUUUGGAGCAGAAUUCGAUCCAUAUUCUCUCUUCAGCUUUUGAUAGUUUUUGAGUCUCUUAGCACCUCAUCAAUAUGCCUCAGAUUCAAUAUUCCGAGAAGUACAAUGAUGAUGUUUAUGAGUACAGGCAUGUGGUUCUUCCCCCAGAUGUUGCUAAAUUGCUUCCAAAGAAUCAGCUGCUUUCAGAGACUGAAUGGCGAGCUAUCGGAGUGCAGCAGUCUCGGGGUUGGGUGCACUAUGCCAUUCAUCGUCCUGAGCCUCACAUUAUGUUAUUUCGGAGGCCCUUGAAUUAUCAGCAAAAUCAACAGCAACAGAAUGGUGUUCAGUCUCAACCAAUGGGCAUGAAGGCUCAGUAAGUCUCACAAGGAGUGUUAAAACAUCUCGAAGAGGCUUCUUUUUAAGCGAGGAUAAUGAUAUGCCUAGGACUGAGUGUAUGAGUAAUUUUCUAGAAACCUUGAUGACAGAUAAAGGCAAAUAAUGCUGUUCUUGAAGUUCCCAUUUUCUAUGUUAGUUAUAACCAUCUAGGUAAGCUUGUGAGAGGUUUCAUUUCUGUAGUUGACAGUGAUUGUCUAGCUUUCAUUCCUCAGUUUAGUGGUUAUUGUUGCUUGUAAACUGGUAAAGUAUAUUCUGGCUUUGUGAAAUAUUUGGAAAACUUAUUGUAAACAUUUGCACACGAACUAUUAAGUUUGACACUUCUAUCA
This is a messenger RNA of Cryptomeria japonica (Japanese cedar), 833 nucleotides long. Its product is annotated as cyclin-dependent kinases regulatory subunit 2. Gene Ontology annotation, biological process: regulation of mitotic cell cycle. The record is from RefSeq and is a predicted model, not a curated record. Gene Ontology annotation, molecular function: protein kinase binding; histone binding; cyclin-dependent protein serine/threonine kinase activator activity. Lineage: Eukaryota; Viridiplantae; Streptophyta; Pinopsida; Cupressales; Cupressaceae. Gene Ontology annotation, cellular component: cyclin-dependent protein kinase holoenzyme complex; SCF ubiquitin ligase complex. The transcript is spliced from 4 exons. The coding region runs from base 207 to 488 and encodes 93 amino acids.